CCACAAAAUAAUACGCUCUGUGUAUAAUGGCGACUUCUACAAGCGUUGCACCUGAGGCAUCUGUCAGAUGUGGAGUGCGGGCAGGUAGAGAGCAUUGGACUAACAUUAAAGCCGGACGUGAAAAGAGAAAUGGACCUGGGGUUCAGCAGUGGUCUGACGGAUCUAAAUAUGAAGGAGAAUUUGUGAAUGAUUUGAAGCACGGCACAGGAGUCUUCACCUGGACAAAUGGAGAGUUUUAUGAUGGCUCAUUCUACAAAGAUUAUCGUCAUGGAAAUGGGACUUAUUCCUGGCCAGCAGGCUUCAAAUUUGUGGGAAAGUUUUAUUUGAACCGGAAAGAGGGCUAUGGCAUUCAGACCUUCCCUGAUGGCACCACCUUUCAGGGGUUGUACCAUGCAGACGAGCGCUUUGGGCCAGGUGUGGUGACAUACCCAGAUGGACAUCAGGACGUGGGUCUAUGGCACCGGGAGAGGCUGCUGAGGCUGUGCACUGCUCUGGAGGGGGGCUUUACUCUCCAAGCCUUCCCAGAACACAUGGCUCAGAUCAACUGCAAGAAGGAGCCUAAGAACCAGUCCCAGAGCUCAGCCAAGGGGCCAGAGACCAAGGCCAAGCCUGGCACCAGGGAGGUUGGCACGGACCCACUUCUCUCUCCUUACCAUGAGCUGCUGCAGGACGAACACUUCAUCCUGCCCCCAGACAUGGACCGCUACUCCACAGACUCGGACCACCUGCCUGUGCCCUGGGGGCUGCGUAAGGAGCUGGACCUGCAAUUCUUCGGCGAGCACUGUGACAACCCAGACACUAACCCUGAUGUCUCAGCAGCUUUACCACUGCAGCAGCGCAUGCAGGCUCACAUCCAUAGGCACAGGUUUGAGGUGGAGGCACUGGACUGGGACGUGGAGGCUGUUCUGUCUGAGAACCGGCAAAGGUUUGGCCCUAAGGGAUCUCUGGAGCUCAACUCAGAGGGCCUCAUCCAGGAGGCCUCGCUGGGUGACCCGCAGAGUGUCUAUCGCAUCCUAAGGGAUGGUAAGAUACACCCUGAUGUUGGCGAUGCCCGAGGACACACAGCACUCAUUGCAGCUACGGUCAACUGCCAUAAUGAUGUGAUCCACCUGCUCCUGGACAGCGGAGCAGAUGUGAACAAGCUCAACUGUGAGGGCAUGUCUGCUCUGGCUGUUUGUAAUGUCCUGUACUACCCAAUCCAGUCACUCCAUGAGACAGUUGCAGAGAAGGUCCCACAAAAGACCCACCCAAAAUCACAGGCUGUCAAAGCCCGGUCCCCAUCAGUGAACAGUCCUCAGAGCAGCAUAGUGGAAGCCACCAAAAACAGAGCCCAGACCACCAAACAGGCUGACCAGCCCAAUCAGGCUGACGACACUGCUCCAAAGGGCCACACCAACCAGGCUGAUAACGAGGCUAUGGACCGUGGCCAGUGUAAUGACAGUCAAGUGUCCCUUUGCAAUGGCCAGGGUUAUUGUCAGGAAGAGGCUGACCAGGAUGAGGAUGAACAGUACCUCCAGGAAUGCAGUGACCAGGCUGCCCUGGACCUAGGCCGCAUGGACAUGAUAGUGGUGAGGGAAAGGCGAUCCAUCCAGGUGCUGGAUGGGAACAUCCCACUGGGCUGUGUCCCCUGGCAUGAGGGGGGUGGCUCUUAUGAUCUGACCCAGCAGCAGCAGGAGGAGGGAGAGGCCGGAUCAGAGGAGGACCGGAGGAGGAGGGAGAGGAGAGGCAGCCUUAUGGCUGACCCAGCGUUUGACUCGGCCCGCUCCCUGGCCAGCUUCCACAUCCAUGUCACGGAGGAGGUCAUGCAGAAGACGGCUGAGGCCUUAAGCCGAUCAGGCCUGGUACCACAUGCUGACACCCAGGAGACCGUCCGCAAGAUGGCCCUCAUGAAGACCGAGCACCGGGGAAGGUGGACCACCAUGAAGCUGCUACUGGACAGGGGAGCAGACCCUAACACCUCCAGUGUGCCCAUGCCUGUCCUCUUCCUGGCCAUCAAGGCAGGCCACAUCCAAGCUGUCAGGCGUCUGCUGGAGUGUGGAGCACGCACUGAUAUGUGCCUGCCUUCAGAACAAAGGGGUUUCUACCCCCUGCACAUCGCUGCAGCUCUCCCCGGGGCAGAGGGCCCCAAAAUCACUGAGCUGCUGCUGCACGCCGUGGCAGACCCAGAUGUCACCGCCCAAGACGCUCACGAGGUGUUUAAGCUGGACAAGAACCCUGUGGAGCCCCAGGCUGGUUUUGGGAAUAAGUCUUCCACGUCAUCCGGCCCCCCGUCUCAGUUCUAUAUGGCCCCCAGUGUUCCCCCAGAAGAGGGGGGCAGGACUCCUCUGCACAUGGCCUGCCAGAGAGACAAGGACUACACUAAUGCUAGGGAGGUUGUGUCACUGCUCCUCUCCCACAAGGCAAGCACCAAUCUUCUGUGGAGUGGCCACUCUCCCCUCUCUCUAGCUAUCGCUAGCGGCAACGACUUGGCUGUUGAUGAGCUGUUGGCUGGGGGUGCUGACCCCAACCUCCCCCUGACCCGCCGGGUGGGUAGUGCCCUCUGUGCCAUGACCAAUAUCAGCUACGACUGUGCGGCUCACCUCCGCAACAGAACCAAGCUGCUGGAGAAACUGAUGAAGGCUGGUGCCAACAUACUGAUGCCAGUGGUGGUUGGUGAGGGCCGCAGGUGUGCUGUGGGCACCGCUGUGGACUACGCCCACUAUGCAUUUCACCAGGACUGGCGCAUCGCCCACACCCCGUACCAUGCCCUGAACCAGAGGGAGAGAGAGGCAUACAAUGCCCGCAGACAGAUCCUCAGCGUGAUGGGAGACCUGCUGCGUCAGGCAGUCAUCAGGAUGGAGAGACAGCGUGUAGAGAGGGAGCAGGACCUGGGCAUCAGCAGUGUUAGUCCCACAGAGAAGUUUGUGUACACUGGAGCAGGAGCCACUCCUCCCUGGAACAAGGCAGCCAGAGCAGUUCUCUCUGAGGAGCAGGACAGCACAGAGUCUCUCCCUCAGCAGAUAGAACAGCAGCAGAGGGCAGAGCAGAGACGGGGAAGUAAGGCAGUCAUUGUCAGGAAGCCCCUGUUUAAAUACUGCUACCAGUGUGGCCGUUCUGUGGGUGUGGUCCUGAUCGCCUGCAGCCGCUGUCACGAGGUAUUCUACUGUAGCAAGACGUGCAAGAUGAAGGCCUGGAACGACCGCCACAAGGAUGAGUGUGUCCGUGUACCAGCUAAGCCCAAAGACCCAAACAGCUCUAUGAGGAAGGCCAAAAGCAGCGAGGGCUCUCAGGAUCCCGCCACUCGGAGACGAUAUUUAGGAGCCGGGGCCAAAACCAAGACGGGCCAGCUCAACCUGGCCCAGAAACUCUCAGAAAGCCACUAUGGAACCCUGAAAGAGAACUACAGCUUCAUCUGACAGCUACACAUAGACUGAUUCUGUUAUAUUAAAGUACUUUGGGAAUGGAAUAUAUUCUCUAGAAAGAUGAAUGGAGGAGAGUGGUGACUUGGUUUCAUGUGAAACUGUGUGCCAGAUGACUUGACAGACAUGAGAAUGUGCAGUAAGAUAAAAUGUAUAAUCAUUGGGCAUUAUCCCAGUACCUUUGACUCUGUUACCAGAAGAAGCAAUUACAAAUAACAGUCAGUCUCAGUCGGACAUCUUUAAAAUGUCAUCACGUUUAUAAUAGCUGACAAUUCAUGGGGGAAAACAACGACAGAAUGUCGACAUAUUUUCACCUUGGCAUUGUUGCUCAAUCACAAGAACCUCAAAAGGGGAAUUUUGUAUUUAUUUUUCAAAUGGGCACAUUUUACUUAUGCCUCCCACUGUAUUGUACGACAAUCAAGUGUGUCCACCAAAUACUUUGGGGCCCUUGAUUUUCACACCCUGACACAUAAAACCACAUUCACACCACACGCACACAUUUUAUGUAAUCACCCAGCCUGUAUCUGUAUCCAAAUCAAUCAGCACCUCAACAUGGCGCUUCUCUCCCAUUGAUUUUUCCAUAUGAGGAUUCUCUGUGUGUUGAGAGGG
Molecule: messenger RNA, 4007 nt
Organism: Oncorhynchus kisutch (coho salmon)
Lineage: Eukaryota; Metazoa; Chordata; Actinopteri; Salmoniformes; Salmonidae
Gene: ankmy1
Product: ankyrin repeat and MYND domain containing 1
Exons: 17
Coding region: 27-3395 (1122 amino acids)
Molecular function (GO): protein binding
Source: RefSeq, a predicted model, not a curated record